Anastrepha ludens (Mexican fruit fly) is the source of this 4161-nucleotide messenger RNA. RefSeq lists its product as uncharacterized. Gene Ontology annotation, molecular function: RNA polymerase II cis-regulatory region sequence-specific DNA binding; DNA-binding transcription factor activity; zinc ion binding. The record is from RefSeq and is a predicted model, not a curated record. Gene Ontology annotation, cellular component: nucleus. The coding region runs from base 119 to 3805 and encodes 1228 amino acids. Lineage: Eukaryota; Metazoa; Arthropoda; Insecta; Diptera; Tephritidae. Gene Ontology annotation, biological process: regulation of transcription by RNA polymerase II. The transcript has 5 exons.
AACAAAACAGUUGAUAUUUAUUUAUAUUUUUUAUCAGUAAUUUUAGAAAUAGGUGGAAUGGAGUUUUAAUAUAAAUUUGUUAGAGUCAAAUUGUAUUGUUUAAAUUUUAUUUUGGCAAAUGAGAGAAAUAACGCAUCAAAGUUGGCACUCUUUCUGUCGUACUUGUCUCCAGGAAUUGGGAGAAAAGUCAUCCCUAUCGGGUGAAAAGUAUAGACUGCAUGAUAGUGAGGAUCUCGAGAAGCUAGUAAUAGCGCACAGUUCAAUGGCAUUAGCGGAAGAUGUUGAAUUACCCGAGUUCGUAUGUGAUGUCUGUUAUGAGAAGUUGCAGUCUUUCUACGAUUUUUCUUGUAAAAUUAAGCAGUCAAUUUGCAUAUUAUCGGAUAUACUCAAAGAUAGCAAUGCCAAUAAAGCCAUCGAAGAGAAUAAUAUGUUGGACAGUGGUCAGAGAAAUGAAGAACCCCUGGAAAUUAGUGAUAAUGGCGGUUUGAGGACAGGAACUUGCUCAAGUUCACAUCCAACAAAAAGUCGGGACCAACUUCAAAACAUCAUCGAAAACACGGUUGUAAAAGAUUUAAACGAUCCGCUUGAUUCCUAUAAGGACAUGAAGAAUGUCUAUAAUGAGGAAAUCUUCUAUGAAAUUGGAAUCGGAUUGCAAAGCAAUAUAAGCGGCACAAAAUCAAAUGCAAAAGAUUUUACCACCAUAACACCAGAGUCUUCAAAGCAUGAAGAUGCAUUAGAAGAUUUAGAAUUUUCUACAGAUUGUGAAAAUUAUGAGGAUAGAUUAGCGAGUCUAGAUAUUUAUACACAAACGCCAGCUUUGCAGGACAAAAAGGGUGACACCAGCUGUGAUAGAUUAAUUGUUGAACGUACGAAUAAAUCACCAGGGACAUCAGGAAAGGGAAAGAGUGGAAAAUACAGAUUAAAAAAUAAUAAAAUUUCGCCACAUAAAGAGACGAAAAAAACAACAAAAGCAGUUAAAAUCGUGUCAAGAAAAAAAGCCACUAAACAUGGUCAGAGCGAUAUUAGUGGUAUAGCUAAAUUUCAAUGUGAACAAUGUCCUCGCCGUUCAGUUACGUGGGAAAAUUAUGAGGCUCACUUACGCACCCAUCAAGGUCUCAAACCAUAUCUGUGUAACGAAUGUGGUCACAGCUUUAAUAGAGCAGCCCAUUUUCGUGCCCACGUACGUGAAGUUCAUGCACCUGUGACACUACAAUUUAUCUGUUCCUUCGAGGGUUGCAGCAAAAUUUUCAAACGAGAAGGCUCAUACAAAAUGCACUACCGCCUCAAACACUCACCGGCUUAUGUCAAUCGCGAACCUAAGAAAUAUAUUUGUGAGGAUUGUGGAGGCACAUUCAAAAAUGGAACGAAAUUUAAAGAACAUCGUUAUAAACAUGCACCCGUCGAGGAAUAUCCAUUCAAAUGUAACGAGUGUGGCAAACGAUAUCGUUCGAAACGUACUUAUAAGGAACAUCAGUUGCGACAUUCGGGCAUAAAAAAUUUUGUUUGCCCGCAUUGUGGCAUGAGAAAAACUACACAAAAUGAAUUGCGAUCACAUAUUAACUACCAUACGAAAGAGAAACAAUGGCCAUGUUCAAAGUGUCCAAGUGUAUUCAAUAGUUCGGCGAACCUGGGUAUGCAUGACCGUAUUGUGCACAAAGGCAUACGACGUUUCGCGUGUAGCUACUGUAAUCAAAGUUUCGGAAAGCAGGACACUUUAAAGCAUCACGAAAUGCGUCACACUGGCGAAAAACCUCACGGAUGUGAGUUGUGCGGUAAACGAUUUAUUCAAGUGGUUGCGCUACGUGCACACAUGAAGACUCAUAAUAAACAAAUCUCACGAAAGUCCAUUAAAAUACCAGAAAGAGAAAAGCCUGUAAUACUUGCGCAAAGCGUUCUGCGAUACGAAGCAGAAGGUAUUGUGGCAAAAAGAAAAACCAUGAAUCAAUUAUCACGGAAUAAUAUGCAAGAAUUUUGUCGAACCUGCCUCAGAAGUUUGCAAAAACGUCGCCGGCAAGAGAGGGAAACGACGCCCACUAAUUUGGAAUUGCUGACGACCUUUGGAAAUGAUUCUGAUUCGAUAAAGAGUUAUAAUCUAAGCCUUUUGCCCCAAUUGCGAAAACUAUUCGUAUUAUUUACCUCAUUGGAUAUCUCCGAGGAAGGUGAUGAAGAUGCGUAUCCGCGAAGCCUCUGUCAGCUGUGCUAUGACAAGAUGAUCGACUUUCAAGAGUUUCGCCAGUUAGCGAUUAAUUCAGCGGAAGUCUUGUACAAAAUUGUAAACAGUUUAGAUGAUGAUACGAUAAAAUCAACUGAGGACACUGCCAACCUACAGCCGAAUGAAAAUCAUGCAAUAGCAUGCAAAACAGAACUUUUAGAAAGUGGUUACCAAAAUAGGGACGAUGACGACGACCAGCUGCUUUUACCCGAACUUGCAGAUUUGAUGGAAACAUCAAUAAAAACAGAGCCGUCUAUUGAUAUUAAUAGAUCUAAUAUCCCUUCUUCUGAAAUAAUACUGCCGAACAAUGAUAUUUCGAAAAAUCCUUUCACUGCGGUUGUUAAGAACGAAAUUGAAUCGGAGUGUGACGAGGAAGAAAACAAUUCAAUCAGUGAUGAUGCCGAUGACGAGGAACACACGUUAAGAAAUGAGACAAACACGUCCAGGAGAUUGCGUAAAAAUGUAUCAUCUACUGUCGGAAUUAGACAACGGUUUUGUGGCCAGCCACGAAAACGUGAUCGCAGCAAGAAAGCACUGAAGUGUCCUCGCUGUGAUAAACAGGUGUACAAGCAGGUUUACCUGGAUGCGCACAUACGCGCUAUACAUGAAGGCUAUGAAAAACCAUUUCUUUGUACGCAAUGUGAAAAAGCAUUUACACGCUACGGUCAAUUACAUACGCACAUUGAGUCGCAACAUUUAUCAGAAGACAACUUUUCAUGUGAUUUUAAUGGUUGCGAUGCUGUUUUUAAAUCGAAAAAUACGUGGGAGACACAUAGACAAGUGGUACAUACGACCCUAUUUCGUUGUGGCCUCCAAGAAAUGUUAGAGUUUCAUAAUACACAGCUCAGUAACGAAAUUGGGACGGAUCACAUUUGUCAUCAGUGCUUCAAGAAGUACAGCUCCAAACGCGCUCUCACUGAGCAUCUGAAACGACAUGCCCAAAUCAAGGAUCACGUUUGCAAGGUGUGUGGUGCAGCCAAGGUGACACGUACAGAGCUGCUAACACACAUGCGCACACACAAACCCAAUUUAGAAAAGUUCAAGUGCAGCAUUUGCCCACAAGAAUUUAAUCACAAAAACGCUAUAUCCAGACAUGUGCGAGUGGUGCACGAAGGUCAACGUCGUUUUCCUUGCAGCUAUUGCCCAAAGCGUUUCGGCACCCGUAAUUCGCAAGUCUGUCACGAACGUUUGCACACUGGUGAACGUCCUUUCAAUUGUAAGCUAUGCAACAAACGUUAUGCACAGGUGGAAGGACUAAAAUCACAUAUGAAAAGUCAUGAUAAGAAUUUGCGUAAAUAUGUAUGCUCAUUUUGUUCGCAACGAUUCAUCACAAGGAAAAAUCUGAUAGAUCACGAAAAGCGUCAUCGAAGUGAUAAACCGCAUAUAUGCAAUGCUUGUAGUCGAGGCUUUUUUUCGAAGGAAGAUCUUCGCGUGCACAAACGGGCACAUACCGAUGAAGAACUACGUGAGAAGACCGAGCGGCGGAGGCGUUAUGAGACGUUUCAAGAAGCUGGUGAUAGUCUUGGAGAGCAGGCGACGGAAUCAGCUGGUGAAGGAAUUUUAGGCUAUAGCAGUUCGCAGAGCAGUAACUGAAGGAGUGGAUUAUUUUUCAUAAACAUGAAGACUUUGUGGAAUAACUCAGCAAAUUUAUACGCAUGUAUCAAUCAGUACAUAGAUAUAGAAGUGCUAUAUAAUGCCACAAAUAAUUUUAGUUUUAAAUAUGCAGUUUGCAAAGAUAUAUGAAUUGAAUCCACACAUAAAAUGUACCUCAGAAAACUUCAGUCGAACAAAGGGAGAAACGAGAUUGUUAGUAUUCUUGCUUUGUUCAUUCUUGAAGAUCUCAUAAAAUUUAUUUUCAAUUAUCUUGAAAUUUCAAUACACUUUAGCAUUACUUUCAGUUAAAACUGUUUUUGUGACAACCUUUUUUUAAUAAAAUUGAGCCAAAAAUU